AUGGUACGUCGAAUCUGCUCUCGUCUCUCGUCAUCUCUUGGCCCAUCAGUCAAGCCUACUCUCCACCUACUCGUCUGUCCAUCCACUCGUCAAUCGACUGUUAAUAGUGGACGAACAAAGUCUGGUCAUUCCGUUCGUCUAUCCGUCCAUCCGUCGGUCUAUCCGGCCGAGGAGGAUCGGACUGUUUAUGCAUCAACUCGGCUCAGUAAGCAAAUCAACCGUUUAUUUAUAUUCUACCCCAUCACUGGCCGUAACUGCCUGACAAGCCCGUCAUGCGUCGCUUGGAAGCCGGCGACUUCGAGGUGCAGCCAAGUGAAACCGGCCCCUGGCGGUCUCGACUCCGUUGCCGUCGGUCUGGCCGGCCGUUGGGAGGUGACACGUUGCCGACGCGUCGCCAGACUCGGAGCCAGGCUUGCUGGAGUCUGCUGUCUUUCGACGUGGACGAGUGCGUCAGAUGGUCUGACGUGGCGUCUGGAAGGGAUUCGUCUAUUCCCGAUAAAAUGUAGUCGCCGAAACCCCACGAACUGCGGGUACAUGUUGCGCAUGUGCCGGUUCCGAUGA
Molecule: messenger RNA, 561 nt
Organism: Protopolystoma xenopodis
Lineage: Eukaryota; Metazoa; Platyhelminthes; Monogenea; Polystomatidea; Polystomatidae
Source: the annotation of a GenBank genome assembly